AUGGCACAUACAAGCUCCCUCUUGUGGCUUGGGCUGGCUGUGGCACUGGUGUGUCAGGGCUGCUGUCAGCACUGGUCCUACGGCCUGAGACCUGGAGGCAAGAGAGCAGCCGACAGCCUAAGCCUACAGGACACGCUGCAAGAAAUUGCAGAGGAACUGCAAAAGCUGGAUGCCUCCAGUCUGUCCAGCUGUGCUGACCUCUCCCCACAAAUCACAAUCUCCAGUCUAAAGGAGAUACUGGCAAACCUGGCUGACACAGAAACGGGACGCAAAAAUAUAUAA
This is a messenger RNA of Megalops cyprinoides (Indo-Pacific tarpon), 282 nucleotides long. Its product is annotated as progonadoliberin-1-like. Gene Ontology annotation, biological process: multicellular organism development. Gene Ontology annotation, molecular function: gonadotropin hormone-releasing hormone activity. The transcript is spliced from 3 exons. NCBI's taxonomy places the organism in Eukaryota, Metazoa, Chordata, Actinopteri, Elopiformes, Megalopidae. The record is from RefSeq and is a predicted model, not a curated record. Gene Ontology annotation, cellular component: extracellular region. Bases 1 to 282 code for a protein of 93 amino acids.